Schizosaccharomyces osmophilus is the source of this 1755-nucleotide messenger RNA. It is a transcript of the gene cdr1, whose product is annotated as serine/threonine protein kinase (NIM1 family) Cdr1/Nim1. Gene Ontology annotation, cellular component: cytoplasm. The transcript has a single exon. Gene Ontology annotation, molecular function: protein serine/threonine kinase activity; ATP binding. The coding region runs from base 1 to 1755 and encodes 584 amino acids. Gene Ontology annotation, biological process: intracellular signal transduction; protein phosphorylation. NCBI's taxonomy places the organism in Eukaryota, Fungi, Ascomycota, Schizosaccharomycetes, Schizosaccharomycetales, Schizosaccharomycetaceae. The record is from RefSeq and is a predicted model, not a curated record.
AUGGUGAAACGACAUAAAAACACGAUCGGUCUAUGGCGUCUGGGUAAAACUUUGGGAACUGGUUCAACCAGCUGUGUUCGCCUAGCCAAACAUGUGAAAACUGGAAAUUUGGCGGCAGUCAAAAUUCUUCCUAUCAAAGAUGUAUCGGUAGGAAUGGAAAUUUUGAUGAUGCGUCUUUUGCACCAUCCCAAUAUUCUGCAGUUGUAUGAUGUCUGGACUGACCAUCAAAACAUGUAUUUAGCUUUAGAGUAUGUUCCCGGUGGGGAACUGUUUGACUACGUUCGCAAGCAUGGUGCUUUGUCAGAAAAGGAUGUAGCCCAUUAUAUGGUACAACUCUUAGACGCGCUUUCUCACUGCCACCAAUUUCGAUUUCGACAUCGUGAUUUGAAAUUAGAGAACAUCCUUAUCAACCCGUAUGAGCGUGUUCUUAAAAUCGCCGAUUUCGGAAUGGCUACGGUCGAACCCGAUAAUUCUUACCUUACAAACUUUUGUGGAUCUUUGCAUUAUUUAGCUCCAGAAGUUGUCUCCCAUACGCCUUAUGAAGGUGCUCCCGCCGAUAUAUGGUCUUGUGGUGUAAUUUUUUAUGCUUUGCUUUCUAACAAGUUACCUUUUGGGGGCAGCUCCACAGGCACUGUUUAUGACAAAAUAUUAAAUGGAGCUUACGAUUUGCCGUGUUCAUGUUCUACAGCAGCUCAAGACUUAUUACAUAAAAUGUUGAAUGUGAAUCCUUCAACCCGCAUCACGAUUCCCGAAAUACUUAACCAUCCUUAUAUUCAGUCAAACUUAGAGCAGCCCAACGAAACGCUACUGCCAAAGUCCUCUUUACCUUAUUCAAGUCUUGAUGUUGAUCCUUUAGUAGUUGAUUGUAUGUGCCUUUUAUGGAGGAAAUCGUCUUCCAAAAGCAUAGUCACAAAGUUGCAAUUGUAUGAAGAUAAUGACGAGAAAAGAGUAUACCGUGCUUUGUCAAAGUGCCUCCAAGACGAUAUACGCAAAAAGAAACUUUUCGAUAAAAACAAGUAUCUAAGCUUGUAUGAUAUCAUUCAUGAUAAAAGCCUUUUCAAGAAAAAUAAUGGAACAAGUCAAGAAAAUAUCACUAAUGAGGGUGAGAGGGAUGAUUUUUGUGUCGAAAGCACCAUGAACAGAGUUGAUGAAAUUGCCCCAUUUUACCCUUCCUUCAAUUCCUGUCGAGGAAACGAAGAACAACAUAAGCGUCCUGGCUUUAUGCAUGUUGAGGAUGAGUCAAAUCUUAUGUUAAAAAAUGUCACUCCGAAUUACGAUUUUGAUCCCAAUUUAACUUCUGACCCGAUUGGAGUACGGGUGCUUUCCAUCUCGCCUUUCGACCAGGAAGACUAUUUCCCGUAUAAUCGUUAUGGCUAUACCCGUAUAUUCCCAAACAUCACCUUUUAUAGCGGAACUGUUGGUUACGAAACGCCUAGCCCAAUCUCCACCCCCGACUCUUCUCUUGAUCUUGUGCCAGCUACAGAUGAUCCGAGUAUUGCACCAGUUUUUAGUACAUCAAUAAGAACACCUAGGAGACCUAAUUCACUGUCAACGCAGGGCAAGCGACAAAUUACCUCUGCAAACGGUCGUUCAGCUUCUGUUCCACUCUAUACUUCACGAACUUGUACCCAGCGUUGCGCAUCAAGUAAUGCACAACUUGCUCAUUCGUCGGGAAGGAGUAACAGUAACUCUAUGUUCCGCAAGAUUUCUUCCCUUUUUUCUCCUCAAAAGAAACCCUACUCAGUGAAUUAUUAA